AUGGCAGAGGAGAGCAAUCAGAGGAGCUACAUCGGCGAGUUCGAGGAGGUUGAUGACCACCGCUCCGGCAAGAUCGUUGUCCAGCUCAACGGCCGCCUCAACAAGUGCGGUGUCAUCUCCCCCCGCUACAACGUCCGUCUCGCCGACCUCGAGAAGUGGGUCGUCAAGCUGCUGCCCGCCCGUCAGUUCGGCUAUGUCAUCCUGACCACCUCCGCUGGUAUCAUGGACCACGAGGAGGCCCGUCGCAAGCACGUUGCCGGCAAGAUCAUCGGCUUCUUCUACUAG
This is a messenger RNA of Verticillium alfalfae VaMs.102, 285 nucleotides long. Its product is annotated as 40S ribosomal protein S22. The transcript has 2 exons. NCBI's taxonomy places the organism in Eukaryota, Fungi, Ascomycota, Sordariomycetes, Glomerellales, Plectosphaerellaceae. Gene Ontology annotation, cellular component: cytosolic small ribosomal subunit; ribosome. The record is from RefSeq and is a predicted model, not a curated record. Gene Ontology annotation, molecular function: structural constituent of ribosome. The coding region runs from base 1 to 285 and encodes 94 amino acids. Gene Ontology annotation, biological process: translation.